CUGUGGGUCCAUCUCGAAUGGCAGCGCCGGCUCUCUCAGCAUCAUCUGUUGUAACGGACGGCGAGGACGUUACGUGACGGUGGUCAUCCCUGGCCGAGCAGAGUACCUGACCCUCUGUGAGCUGGAGGUCUAUGGCUCCAGAGUGGCCUUCUGGUCGCCUGAAAAAGAGACAGGUGUGGAAGGUCAGAAUUUGGCCUUAGGGAAGCCGGCCAGCCAGUCUUCCAUCCAUCACCAUGACAUCGUUGGGUCAGCAGACAAAGCGGUGGACGGGAACUGCAACGGGGACUGGUACAACAACUCCUGCAUCCACACCAAAAACGAGAUGAACCCCUGGUGGUUGGUGGACCUGGGGGAGCCUCGUAAAAUUUCGGUGGUCUUGGUGAAAACCCGCUAUGACUGCUGUGCCAAAAGGAUGUAUGAAGCGGAGGUCCACUUAGGAAAUUCUCUCAAAGACCACGGAAGAGCCAACCCUCUUCUCUUGCCCCGCAGCUGUGGAAUCAUCCUGAACGUCAGCCCAGGUUCCAUCACUACCAUCUACUGCAACGGGCAGGAAGGCCGCUACAUCAGUGUGCACCUGCCCGGGAAGGACUACUUGAACAUGUGCGAAGUGGAGGCCUACGGCAUCAAGUAGAGAAACC
Pseudonaja textilis is the source of this 638-nucleotide messenger RNA. NCBI's taxonomy places the organism in Eukaryota, Metazoa, Chordata, Lepidosauria, Squamata, Elapidae. The record is from RefSeq and is a predicted model, not a curated record.